Peromyscus eremicus (cactus mouse) is the source of this 2188-nucleotide messenger RNA. RefSeq names its product vascular endothelial growth factor D (gene Vegfd). Gene Ontology annotation, biological process: response to hypoxia; sprouting angiogenesis; vascular endothelial growth factor receptor signaling pathway. Gene Ontology annotation, cellular component: membrane. The record is from RefSeq and is a predicted model, not a curated record. The transcript is spliced from 7 exons. NCBI's taxonomy places the organism in Eukaryota, Metazoa, Chordata, Mammalia, Rodentia, Cricetidae. Gene Ontology annotation, molecular function: chemoattractant activity; growth factor activity; vascular endothelial growth factor receptor 3 binding. The coding region runs from base 668 to 1744 and encodes 358 amino acids.
UACUGCAAUUCAGCUGCCAUCCCAGCCAUCAGAACUGUGUCCUGGGUUUCAUGUUACAGGUUAUCUGCUUGAAGAAACACAGCAGUCCUGACCAUGUGAGUCAGCUUUGAAAACUGCCCCGCUAUUGCUAGGGACACAGCAGGAUUCCAGCCAAGACUUGCCUGCAAUUUUCUGCCAAAGUCUGUGUCCGAUUUAAGACACAUGCUCCUGCGCGCUUCCUUGAAGAUUGUGAAAACGUUUUAAUCCAUAGUUAGAUUCCAGCCUGCUGUGGCUGCCAGUGUCGGUCACACCACCUCCUUUUAUAAAGCGGCCACAACCUAGGGCAUAGGGUGGGGAUUUUUUUCUUUCAACUUUAUGGACAUGAAAUGACUGUGGAGUAUUUUCUAGCUUAAAGUAGAAGACAUGGCCACCUCCUGAUUAUUUUUGCAGCAGGAAUCUUUACAAUUUUUUUUUUUAUCUUUCUCCCAUACUAAGAUUGUGUGUGGCAGGGGGUGUCCCUUGGCUAACUCAAGUCAUUUCAUUGGAUUUUGAUUACAACUGAUCAUGUGAUUUUGCAUGUAAAGUUUCGGGGUUUCGAACUUUGCUUCUGGAGAAUGUCUUGCAAUACUUUUCAGUAGCUGCCUGGUAUUAACCGCUUAGUCAUCAGUGGACAUUUAAAAUAUUCAAAAUGUAUAAAGAGUGGGCAGUGGUGAAUAUUCUCAUGAUGUCCUACGUGUACCUGGUGCAGGGCUUCAAUAGUGAACAUGGACCAGUGAAGGAUUUGUCUUUUAAGCGAUCAUCCCAGUCAGUGUUGGAACGAUCUGAACAACAGAUCAGAGCUGCUUCUAGUUUGGAGGAGCUUCUGCGUAUCGCACACUCUGAAGACUGGAAGCUGUGGAGAUGCCGGCUGAAGCUCAAAAGUCUUGCCAGUAUGGACUCGCGCUCGACAUCCCAUCGCUCCACCAGAUUUGCGGCAACUUUCUAUGAUACUGAAACGCUAAAAGUUAUAGAUGAGGAAUGGCAGAGAACCCAGUGCAGCCCUAGAGAGACAUGUGUAGAAGUCGCCAGUGAGCUGGGAAAGACAACCAACACGUUCUUCAAGCCCCCCUGUGUGAACGUGUUCCGGUGUGGAGGCUGCUGCAAUGAAGAGAGCGUGAUGUGUAUGAACACAAGCACCUCCUACAUCUCCAAACAGCUCUUUGAGAUAUCAGUGCCUCUGACAUCAGUGCCUGAGUUAGUGCCUGUUAAAAUUGCCAACCAUACAGGCUGUAAGUGCUUGCCCACGGGCCCCCGCCAUCCCUACUCAAUUAUCAGAAGAUCCAUUCAGAUCCCAGAAGAAGAUCAAUGUUCUCAUUCCAAGAAACUCUGUCCUGUUGACAUGCUGUGGGAUAACACCAAAUGUGAAUGUGUUUUACAAGAUGAGAGUCCACUCCCUGGAACAGAAGACCUUUCUUACCUCCAGGAACCAGUUCUCUGUGGACCACACAUGAAGUUUGAUGAAGAUCGUUGUGAGUGUGUCUGCAAAACAUCGUGUGCUGGUGAUCUCAUUCAGCACCCAGAAAACUGCAGUUGCUUUGAAUGCAAAGAAAAUCUGGAGAGCUGCUGCCAAAAGCACAAGAUUUUUCACCCAGAAACCUGCAGCUGUGAGGACAGAUGUCCUUUUCAUACCAGAACAUGUGCAAAUAGAAAGACAUCCUAUGGAAAGCACUGGCGCUUUCCAAAGGAGAGAAGGGCCCAGGGACUCCACAGUCAGGAGAAUCCUUGAUUCAGCUUUCUCCCAAGUUCCCCACCCCCGUCAUUUUAAACAGCAGGCUGCUUUGGCUAGUUGCUCUCACUGGUGCCCAACCCCCAGGUGUUAGAGAAAUUGAUUUUCUCUCUUGAAAUCAAUUUGUGGAUUUGGUGAAUCCACAUUUCCAUGCAAUAGCUGCUGGGUGAUUCUCUGGGUCCCUGACAGAUUACUUCUAGCUUCAGAUGCCUCUGCAUACCAGUGCUCAGAGAGGAAGGGGUCUGGGGGAGCCCAUUGUUUUGAUGAAUGGGCAAGGGUUGCCUGCCAUCGACUAGCAGGUGCCAUGUGAUUGAUCACUCAGACUGGUAUGUCCGAGUGCAGUGCUUAUGAAUUAUUCUGUUUUUUUCUUAUGUGGAAUUUCAUUUGUAUGAUCCGCACUGAUGUAAUUCCUGUUCAGCUUGUACUUUUCAAGUUUCCUGAACC